AUGGGUCCUGAUUUGCAUUAUUUUGUGACUGAUCGCACGGGAAAUGAAUUACUCGAACUGUACGAAUCCUGUCGUUUCUUACCCUGGGUCUCAUAUGUUGAGCACCAGCCACAAUUCCCUGUUGAAAAGAAGGCUCUAGCCUUUUAUCCUCAUCCAAGACCAUACAAAGUCGUCGAACUUCCGGACGAUGACGAAUACAUUUUAGCGGUUAAGAAACGCGCCGAGAAAAUGAGAUUUACGGUGACUUUUAACGAUCCGAAUAGCCGUGAUAUGUGGCAAUUUCUCAAUGAUGGUAAUUCAAAUGCAGGCGAGUAUGCUGGAAUCGAUCUUAACGUCUACCCGGUCUACAUAUCCAACAUCACCGGCAAGGGCGUCAUAGGCAUCAUUGUGGAUGAUGCCCUUGACACCACUCACGACGACCUUCUGCCUAACAUUCAGCUAAAUCUCACCGCUGAUCUGGUCAACGUCACACGGAAGGAUGCUCGUGGAACUGAUGCCAGGAUGGAUAAAGUUGAUAAUCAUGGUACGGAAGUGGCUGGCCUAUUCGCUGCAGUGGCAAACAAUUCCAUAUGCGCUUUUGGUGUGGCCUACAAUGCUACAUUGGGAGGAGUUCGUCUACUCGGAAACAGAGUUACAGAUUUUAUGGUUGGGGAGGCUUUAACACUUUUCUCGGACGUGGCCAACAUCUACAUCUCCUCCUGGGGUCCCACUGAUGAUGGUAGGACAUUGCGCUCUCCUGGGAAAUACAUGAACUCGGCACUGAAGGAGUCCGGUACUAAGGGCAACCACGGCCGCGGCUCGGUGUUCGUCUUCCCCGCGGGUAAUGGCGGUGCCAUGGGAGACAACUGUGGUGCUGAUGGGUUCGUCAAUCACCCCAACGUGAUCGCUGUCAGCGCGGUGAGUGAAAACGGUUUGCCGCCUGUUUACAGUGAAGCCUGUUCUGCGGUGGCGGUUGCCGUGCCGGUCGGGGGCGCUCAGGACAGACUGACAUUCAAGUUUCAACUUAAUACUCAAAAACUCUUCGUGUACACCACAAAAAUCAACAACCUGUGCACUGGCAGCUUUGUUGGGACCUCCGCCUCAAAUCCCAUAGCUGCGGGUGUAAUCGCUUUAGCUAUGGAAGCCAAUCCAAAUCUCACUCCACGUGACGUGAGCGCAUUGCUGGCUCUGAGUGGUCGAAUCCCCUCCCCCAGUGCCGUGGACUUCAGCAUUAAUGGUGGUGGAUUGUUGGUGAGUCACACCUAUGGAAGCGGUCUGUUGAACGCCGUCCGGAUGGUUAAGCUGGCAAGACACUGGAAACCGUUGGGUCAACGAAAACUGUGCUUCCUGUAUAAAGGAGAGUGGAGGGAUGCCAACAAAUUGUUCAAUGAGACGAAGCCUAAGUCCUUCACUUCUAAAUUUCUCCCAGAACUUUUCCUCACCAUAGCAUGUCAUCUUCAACUAAAACAUCCCUCAGUUAACCCCUCAAGAUUCACCGUCAAACACAUGACUCUGGAAGUGGGUCGAUACACUGGAGUGAGCGUUGGCAUGAGUAGCAUCAAUGGAGCUCUGUGCCACCGUCAUGGGGACAUAUACAACGCCUCCGAAAAAGGCCUACCUCAGAUAACUCAGGGAGUAGCUUGA
Messenger RNA from Echinococcus granulosus, 1623 nucleotides. RefSeq names its product PC3-like endoprotease variant B. Gene Ontology annotation, biological process: peptide hormone processing. Gene Ontology annotation, cellular component: trans-Golgi network; Golgi membrane. The transcript is spliced from 11 exons. The coding region runs from base 1 to 1623 and encodes 540 amino acids. NCBI's taxonomy places the organism in Eukaryota, Metazoa, Platyhelminthes, Cestoda, Cyclophyllidea, Taeniidae. The record is from RefSeq and is a predicted model, not a curated record. Gene Ontology annotation, molecular function: serine-type endopeptidase activity.